Pipistrellus nathusii (Nathusius's pipistrelle) is the source of this 969-nucleotide messenger RNA. Lineage: Eukaryota; Metazoa; Chordata; Mammalia; Chiroptera; Vespertilionidae. The record is from the annotation of a GenBank genome assembly.
AUGUUUUUCUUGCAGGAAUUAAUGCAGCCAAAAUCUGGGGCCAAUGGGACAGCCGUUACUGAAUUCAUCCUGCUGGGCUUGGUGGACACACCGGGGCUGCUACCACUUGUCUUUGUGCUCUUCUUCUUUGCCUACCUGCUCACAGUUGGGGGCAACCUCAGCAUCCUGGCUGCCAUCUUGGUGGAACCCAAACUCCACACCCCUAUGUACUUCUUCCUGGGGAACCUAUCAGUGCUGGACGUUGGGUGCAUCACUGUCACUGUUCCCUCAAUGUUGGGUCGUCUCUUGUCCCACAAGCGUGCAGUUCCCUAUGGAGCCUGCCUCACACAGCUUUUCUUCUUCCAUCUCCUCGUUGGUGUGGACUGCUUUCUGCUAACAGCUAUGGCCUAUGACCGAUUCCUGGCCAUCUGCCGGCCCCUCACCUACAGCACCCGCAUGAGCCAGAUGGUCCAGAAGAUACUGGUGGCUGUGUCCUGGGCUUGUGCCUUCACCAAUGCACUGACCCACACUGUGGCCAUAUCCACGCUCCACUUCUGUGGUCCCAAUGUGAUCAAUCACUUUUACUGUGACCUCCCACAGCUCUUCCCGCUCUCUUGCUCCAGCACCCAACUCAACGAGCUGCUGCUCUUUGCUGUUGGCUUCAUAAUGGCAGGUACACCCAUGGCUCUCAUUGUCACCUCCUAUGCCCACGUGGCAGCUACAGUUCUCCGAAUCCGCUCAGCGGAGGGCAGGAAGAAGGCCUUCUCCACAUGUGGUUCGCAUCUUACUGUGGUGGGCAUAUUUUAUGGUUCCGGUGUCUUUAACUACAUGCGUCUAGGCUCCACCAAGCUUUCAGACAAGGAUAAAGCUGUUGGAAUUUUUAACACUGUCAUCAACCCCAUGCUGAACCCAGUCAUCUACAGCCUCCGGAACCCUGAUGUGCAGGGUGCCCUCUGGCGGGUGAUCACAGGGAAGCGGUCACUGACAUGA